Haplochromis burtoni (Burton's mouthbrooder) is the source of this 4821-nucleotide messenger RNA. It is a transcript of the gene lrfn5b, whose product is annotated as leucine rich repeat and fibronectin type III domain containing 5b. Gene Ontology annotation, molecular function: protein binding. The record is from RefSeq and is a predicted model, not a curated record. Bases 1732 to 4134 code for a protein of 800 amino acids. Lineage: Eukaryota; Metazoa; Chordata; Actinopteri; Cichliformes; Cichlidae. The transcript has 6 exons.
GCUCAUGAUGCAAGCUUGACAUUAACACUUCCCACCAGCAAAAUGCUAACAUGUUCUUGAUGUGGCUGGUUUAAAAAAAAAAUCAUGCUCACAAGGAUGCAUUGAUUCUGCAAAUCUUUUGAGACAAUAAAGUCAUAGUGUGACAUGUUUUCAUACAUGUACAGUUCGUGCACAAACACACAUGUGGUCCAAAAAGCUCAUGCCCUUCCAGUUCUGGAUAACAGUGAAUGCUUAAACCACUUAAGCUAUUCAUAUUGAUCUCAAGUGGGUGUGUUGUAACUGGAUGGAGUUAUUGAUCUAGAGUAGAGAUCCUCAGGGUAAUUCUUUUGGAUGACAACAAACACCUAUUUCAAAGUGCUGUAAGGCCCUGGGGUGGUAUAGGUCAUUGUUCUUACAGGAGCAAAAAAACCAGAAAGUCCAAGAAAACUACAGUGCUGCUGCACUUGAAUACACUUGUGCACAUAUAGGCUACUUUGCCAACUUGCACAAAAGGCCAUAGGAUCAUUGCAUCAGAUAGGGAUGGGUCCAGCGCCAAGCAGACCCACGGGGGAGCCGGGCCUUUCUCUUUCAGCCAACUCAACACUUUCUUGCCAAUAAUCUAUGUAAUACAUGCAGCAUUGUUCAGCUAUAGCCUAUUUUUGGCGUUCACCCACUAGAAGCACCUGCAGCAGCAGAGGUUUGAUCCAAGAGAAUGGAUGGAUUUUUCAAUACCAGUCUUGCUUAAGCCUACGGGCUGCUUGUUGUUGCCUGGCUUUCUUAGCCUUCAUGUCCUGCAUGUCUGAAUCUGCAUCAGCAUCUCAGCCCCAUAUUUUUUUCUUCUUCAUUUAAUCAAAUUGAAUUCUUAGAGAAUAUCAUAAGCUCAAUCUACUCAACGUUCGUGCAGCAGAGUUCAGUCUCCAUGAAUAAAUGAUGAUGCCUGCCUGUGAGAUAGGCUGGGAGGCACUGCAUCUGUCUGUGCACACAAAUGGUCUCUGUGCAGCUCAGAGCGCACCGAUUACCAUUCCGAGCACAACACCUCUGGUCAGAAAUGGAGCCGGGUCGGUGGUUGACAGUAGUCCGGGGGCAGUAAGGAGGGGAAGGGGAAGGGGAGGGGAUAUAUUACGGCAGCAACCCUUCAGUCAAUCUGGAUUAACUCACACUGAACCCUGCGUCGCCAGCGAAAGCCCGUGAAAGCGAUACGAACAUCUGGCCGGAUUGAGCACAGUAGCGGCAGCAGCAGCGGAAACAGCAGUCGCUCACAGCGCUGCUGUAGAUGUUAAAGCUGCCCGUCGCUACAAAGCUACAGAGGCGUUUUCUCUUCUGGAGCUGCAUCCAGGCGGAUGCGCAGUAGAGACGAUCCCUAUACAGCUGCAGCUUCAGAGCCACGCCGGGACCCUUCAGCUUGUGUGUGGGUUUUUUCCUGUUUGUUUGGGGGGUUGCCUGUUGUCUAGUCCUUUUUUUCGAUAGGGGGAAUUAGAGUAACAUUUUACCGCUCACACAGGAUCGCAAAGGAGCCGUCCUUUAUCUGCUGGUUAUGGAUUUCUUGAAGGGCAUCGCUGGUUUCGCAGGCCGUCACAUGCUGUAGGAACCAAGACGCGUGUUUCGGGACACCUGAAUUAUCUCCAGGCAGCACAUUUCUUUUUUAAGGCACGCCACUCUCGGUAUGCCGCCAGCCCCCUUGGGAGGAAAUAAGCUCAAACCCACCCUCCUGUGACUUGGCUCCAUGUUUCAGCUACAAGGCGCAUCAACCUGAUGACAAGCCAAAUGGAGUCUCUCCUGGUGUAUCUGAUCAUCCUCGGUGUGGCUGUGAAGGCCCACAAAGUUCAAAUCUGUCCCAAACGCUGCGUCUGCCAGGUGCUUAACCCUAAUUUGGCCACACUGUGUGACAAAAAGGGGCUUCUGUUUGUGCCCCCUAACAUUGACAGGCACACGGUGGAGAUGCGUCUUGGGGAUAACUUUGUAACCAGCAUCAAACGCAAAGACUUUGCAAACAUGACCAAGCUGGUGGAUCUGACUCUGUCUCGGAACACUAUUGGCUCCAUCGCGCCUCACGCGUUCAGAGAUCUGGAGAACCUACGAGCUCUUCACCUCGACAGCAACCGGCUUACCCGCAUCAACAACGACACCUUCAGCGGCAUGUCCAAGCUGCACCACCUCAUCCUCAACAACAACCAGCUCACCCACAUCCAAAGCGGGGCCUUUAAUGACCUGACAGCACUGGAGGAGCUGGACCUGUCUUACAACAACUUGGAAAGCGCCCCCUGGGUGGCCAUUCAGAGGAUGUCCAAUCUCCAUACGCUCAAUUUGGAUCACAACAUGCUCAGCUACAUCCCAGAGGGCACCUUCUCUGGGUUGCAGAAGCUUAAGCGAUUGGAUGUGACCUCCAACAAGCUCCAGAAGCUUCCUCCUGAUCCUAUUUUCCAGAGAGCUGGGGUCCUGGCAACAUCUGGGAAAAUGGGGCCUACAUCGUUCGCACUGAGCUUUGGGGGCAACCCACUGAGGUGUAACUGUGAGCUUCUUUGGCUGCGGAGGUUGCAGAGGGAGGAUGAUCUGGAGACCUGUGCUUCACCGCAACACCUCGCCGGACGCUAUUUCUGGACUGUUUCGGAAGAGGAGUUCCUGUGCGAGCCUCCUCUCAUCACCAGGUACUCUCAGGAGCUGCGAGCUUUGGAGGGUCAGAGUGUGACUCUGCGCUGCAAGGCUAGGGGCGACCCUGACCCCAUUAUCCACUGGAUUGCACCUGAUGGACGCCUUAUGUCCAACUCCUCCAGGGCUGUAGUCCACACCGACGGCACGCUGGACAUCCUAAUCAGCACUGUCAAGGACUCCGGUUCCUUUACCUGUGUGGCUUCCAACCCAGCCGGAGAGGCCCACAGUGCAGUAAAGCUGGUCAUUACCAAACUCCCUCACAUCACCAAUAACACAGUCGAGGAGCAGGAGCGUGACCCCGGCUCAUCAGAUAUCGCCACAGUGACCAAGACGGGCGCAGAGGCAGGAGGGGUGCCUCUGGGGAAUGCAAAGACGAGCCAGGAGAAGAAAGUAGUAAUUGCUGAGGCCACCUCGACCUCAGCUCUGGUCAGGUUCAACUUCCACAGGAGUAUUCCUGGAAUCCGCAUGUUUCAGAUCCAAUAUAAUGGGACGUACGAUGAUUCAUUGGUAUACAGGAUGAUACCCCCGACCAGUAAGAGCAUCUUAGUAAACAACCUGGCGGCUGGUACGCACUACGACUUGUGCGUGUUGGCCAUCUAUGACGACCAGGUGACCUCGCUGACCGCCACCAGGGUGAUUGGUUGCAUCCACUUUACCACUGAGCCGCAGUACCUGAGAUGCCAUUUCAUGCAGUCCCAGUUUCUCGGUGGUACCAUUGUGGUUAUCAUCGGAGGGAUUAUCGUGGCGUCUGUGCUCGCUUUUAUCAUCUUCCUCAUUGUGCGUUAUCGGGUGUGUAACCAAGGGGAUACUGAUAAGGCGCUAGAGAUGGGGGAUAUUAGGUCACUGAGCAGUGAUGGACAGCUACAGGGCUGUGGGAUUCCCAAGUCCCUCUCUAAGCAGGUUCUGCGGCCAGAGAAGAAUGACAAGGACUGCCUCCGUGUCGCCCUGCCUGCCCCGGAGCCAGCCAAGCAGCGACCGCCUGUCGUGGUGGCAUCCACGAAACCGUCUGUCCCUGACUGCACGGUCUCUACCUCAGCUGGAAGUCACAGCUGGCACCCAGCCUCCCCGGGCACUCCGAGACCCAAGCAUUCGACCGCUCCGACAAAACCCUCUGAGGCUCGCCGAGCCGAAGCAGAUGUCGAGCUCGACAACAUGAACCGGAAUAACUCGUCGGAAGUGAAAACGGCCCAAGCCAUCACUCUCGCUGUACCGGGCCAGCCCACCAAGUUGACUGCCAUCCCCAGGGCUCCGCGGCCCCAUCAAGUUGCUCGACAAUACAUGACUGUUCCCGCAGGAGGGGCGAGGGUGAACCGCAGGCACUCGUUCAACGCAGAGUCGUACGCGGAGCGCUGCUACGUGGCCUACCCAAAAACCGGGGCCAGCCUGCGCUCCAAACGCAGCCUGUCAAUGAGCGGAGAGCUGCCGCAGCUCGAGAGCACAACAAACAUUCGCCGGGCCAGGGACAAGCUCUCGAGGUCUGAGUGGCUUCUGGAGAGCACUUUAUGAUUUUGAAGUUUUGCUACCUGCGCUCUCUUGGAUUGCUGGAUUGGAUUUGUGGCCCGUGGUGAGCAGACAGGAUUUUAUGCCAUGGGGUUUUUUUGUUUUGUUUUUUGUGUUGUUGUUUUGGAGCUUUUGUGCUCUUUGUUGAAGGACCUGUAGGCUUCUCUCGUAUAUCUGGGAGAAGGCAGGCGACACAGGGUUUACGGGAAAAGUUUCACAUUUGUUUUCUACCUUAUAACCUAUCAAAGUCUUCUUUAUAACAGAGUUUGAUCAAACUUUGAUGAAAGGCACAACAAUGUAUAAAUCAAACUUCAUGUACAAAACAAAACAAAACAUGUUUUAGUUGUGUGAGAUACUAUAUAUCUCAGUACAACCGUAAGUGUUCAUGUGGUAUCGAAUGCAGUAGCCUGGACAAUACUGUAUUAUAACAGAAGCAUCGCACAGGGGAUGGGGUUAUUAUACUUAACAAUCUCAUUGCCUGUUACUUAAAGUGAUACAAUCUCUGUAGACUACACGAUUCUUGUCUCCAGCUCUGCAGACAGUGACAUGUCUUAAUUACUUUGGAUGUGGUUUUGGAGAGAUUACGAAUGUGCGUUACAUCCCAGAGGUGUAGGAAAAGAAUGUAGUAGACUGACAGCCCUCUAUCUUUUCAUCCCCACCCAGCCCACCCCCAGACACAGCACAAUGCAGCAU